Lactuca sativa (garden lettuce) is the source of this 3495-nucleotide messenger RNA. RefSeq lists its product as uncharacterized. Lineage: Eukaryota; Viridiplantae; Streptophyta; Magnoliopsida; Asterales; Asteraceae. The record is from RefSeq and is a predicted model, not a curated record.
UCUUUCAUUAUAGUCCGAGUAUCAUUUGCAUCAUUGAAAAUCACAGUUGGACAAAUCGAACUUGAUCUCGACGGUGUUUGGUGAUUGAGUUCAUGUCGAAAACUAUGUUGGAAUCAAAAUCAAGUUCUUUAGAUUUUGGAUUCAUAGUGGAUUGGCUGUUAUUGAAAUCGAAAUUGACUUCGACAGCUCGAUUUGUGUGAGUUCAACUGAGGUUGUUUGAAAUUGACAAUCAAAAUUGUUGUUGUUGAUUGGGUUUAUGUUCGACAUCGGUUAAAACAACGUGUUGAAGUCGAACAACUUUAGAUUUUGACGUCUUGAAUUCGAAUUAGUAAUAACUAUGGUUGCGUUGGGUCGAAAUCAAUUUCGAUUUAUGUUCUUGGUUGAAGCAGUUGUUCGAAUCAAUAUUUAGUUUGAUUUGGUGUUGGGAAGUCGAUGUCGUUGUGUUUAGAACAUAGUUAUAUCGAUUGAUGUUGCUAUUCAGUUCACAUUUGGAAACGCAUUGGGAAAAUUGAUUUGAGUUGACUUUUUGAAGUCAAAAUGUGUUCUAUUGAUUUCGAAUUUACAGGAAGGAUCGAUUUUGAAGGGUUAAUUGAUUUUGAUUUCGAAGUGUUUGAAAUCGAUAGUUUGGUUUGGUAUUGUCGAUUGAUGUUUUGGGAGUUGCGAUGUCAAUUUGGACGAUGCUAUCGACUGAAACAAGAUGAUCUGGGAAUGAAGGUUUCGAAUGAAAGGAUGACGAACAGAUGGUCGAUGUGAUGUCGAAUAGCACAGAUCAAUAGUCAGGAAUCGGUAUUCUACGGUUGAUGCAAAGCUAAGGGUGAUGAUUUUGAUUGUUGAUAACAAAGUUUUUUUAAAAGUUCUACUGGGAAGAGGUCAAAGGUAGAAAAAGCGAAGGUUCAUGUGCUUGGAAUUGAACUUAAUUUGGGAAAUGGGUGAUGUACUGGAAACCGAUUAAGCGAUUGAAGGGUCCAGAUGAUAUUCAACGAUUCACAAGGGUUUGUUUUCACAAGUGACUUGGAGGUCGAUGGUCGACUAGCUGUCAGGUUGCGAAGGGGAGCGGAGAUAGUCGCACGUAAUGACAGAUCACGGCCAUAUUAUUAAAAGCUUGUGGUAAGAAUGGGUUUCGUUCGAGCGCUCGAAAAUAAUAUUCCAAAGCUUUCGUAUGUUCUCCGUUACUUGUGUGGAUAAGUCCUAUGUUAUAGAGUAUAUAACUUCGGUCAUAGGGAUCAAUUUCUAGUUGCAUGGCUUCAUAAUAAUUCUGUAAAGCUUCCGCAUAAUUUCCUUCGGAUUGAGCUGACAUCCGUUACGGUCGUCAUUCAAUUCAAAGAAUCUCCGUUACAGAACCGUACAUGAGAUUUUCAUCGCAUACGGCUCCUCCCUUAUGUGCAUAAUGAUAAAAUGAUAAAUAAGAUGAAAAUCUUAUCAUUAUGAACUGAGUAGGACUAGUGUUUUUACAAGAAAUCUCUAGCCAACCUUCCUGCAAGAGAUCCUUGAUGUUAAUUAUUCGCUACAAACGGAUUUUUUUUAGUGAACGUGUCACAGCUUCCUCCUAUUUUUUUGUUUUGUAAAGACAAAGAAAGAAAUUCUAUUUUCUCUCCUAUUUACUACGGCGACGAAGAAUCAAAUUAUCACUAUAUUUAUUCCUUUUUCUACUUCUUUUUCCAAGUGCAGGAUAACCCCAAGGGGUUGUGGGUUGUUUUCUACCAAUUGGGGCCCUCCCUUCACCACCCCCAUGUGGAUGGUCUACAGGGUUCAUAACUACUCCUCUUACUACAUGGCGCUUACCUAGACGUAAUUGAUACGGGAGCUCCACUAAGUGUUCCGGUCGGUGGAGCGACUCUCGGACGAAUUCUCAACGUGCUUGGCGAGCCUGUUGAUAAUUUAGGUCCUGUAGAUACUAGUACAACAUUUCCUAUUCAUAGAUCUGCGCCUGCCUUUAUACAGUUAGAUACAAAAUUAUCUAUUUUUGAAACCGGAAUUAAAGUAGUAGAUCUUUUAGCCCCUUAUCGUCAUGGAGGAAAAAUCGGACUAUUCGGGUCGAGAAUUAUUGGCUUUGAUGUCGAGUAGCAAAGACAUCCGAUACCUUGACCACUCCAUCUUCAAUCGAUCGUCAACCUCUGAUUACCACCGCCGGUCGCCACCAUCCUCCGAUUAGCACCGCCAGUCGCCGCCUUCGAUCGUCCAGGCGAGCAGGCACCUCCGACAAACAGCGACCAACAUCGAACAACAACAAAAAAUCCAUUUUCAAUCGAUCGUCAACCUCCGAUUACCACCACCGGUCGCCGCCAUCCUCCGAUUAGCACCGCCAGUCGCCGCCUUUAAUCGUCCAGGCGAGCAGGCACCUACGACCAACAGCGACCAGCAGCGAACAACAACAAAAAAGAAAUGGGAGAAAAACAACAAUGGACCAAUGAGCAUUUAAAAUGUUUAGUGGACUUGUAUUGAAGAAGUGGAGAGUGUCGGUAGAAAAGGAUUAAGUUUGCAGAAAGACUCAUGGAUAAGGCUUGGAAGAGUUCUUAAGGAGAAAUUUGGGUUUGAGUUGAGUCAAAAACAAAUGAAAAACGCAUAUGACAAUCUGAAAGCCAAAUACACAGGAUGGGUGUAUUUAAAAAACAAAACUGGCAAUAUAUACAACUCUCAAACAAACACUUUUAACUUAACAGCCGAGGAGUGGGAUGAUUUUAAGAAGGGGCAUCCGAAGGCUGCUUCGUUGAGAACAAUUCCACUGCCUUUUCCAGAUCUUUGUGCACAUCUUUUUGAUGGAAAUAGUGCUACUGGUAAUUUUAGGAGUUACUCAACCCAAUCAUCAUCAGUAGCUGGAGCAUCCUCUUGUCAUCUUCCACCACUUCAGAUUACCGCCACCCCUUUUCAUGCAAUAGAUGAUGAUGGUGAUGACACUUUCCACCAUGAGCCACCACCUUCUGCUGCUUCACCAUCUGGUAACCCCAACAAAAGGGCUAAACCCUCAACUCCUAUACCUCCUAGUGCCUCACCGUCUGCUUCUUCACCUGAUGGAACUUCUAUUACUGGUGACGAUUUAGCAUUAGAAAUGAAAAAAGCUCUACAAAGUUUGACUAAAGGGUAUACAAUCCCUCAAUGUUUAGAGAAGUUAGAGGUGCUUCAGUUAGGCCCUACCGAUCCUUUACGCUUUGUUGCAUAUCAUAUUUUUGGAGGGACCAUGAACAUGAGAGAGAUGUGGAUGCAUUUGCCCGAUGUUCCCGAGAUAUUACGAGGAUGGCUUGAGAUGACGGGUACAAGUUUAGGAGUUUUGAAGGAUGGAAAGAUUGUCCGAUGAUUUUUCUAGUGUUGAAACUAUUUGUUAGGUCUUUUUGCCUUUGUUGUAACUAUUUAUUAGGUCUUUUUGCCUUUCUUGGAACUAUUUUUUUGUUAUUUUGCUACUUGGAAUAUGGUUUAUCUAAUGUUUUUUUGGUACUUGAAAUAUGAUUAAUGUAAUGUUUAUUUGCUACGUCAAAUAUAGUUUAUGUACUGUUUUUAAAA